This is a messenger RNA of Myotis brandtii (Brandt's bat), 3959 nucleotides long. It is a transcript of the gene PIK3R5, whose product is annotated as phosphoinositide-3-kinase, regulatory subunit 5. The coding region runs from base 482 to 2989 and encodes 835 amino acids. Gene Ontology annotation, biological process: G protein-coupled receptor signaling pathway; positive regulation of MAP kinase activity. Lineage: Eukaryota; Metazoa; Chordata; Mammalia; Chiroptera; Vespertilionidae. Gene Ontology annotation, cellular component: phosphatidylinositol 3-kinase complex, class IB. The transcript is spliced from 20 exons. The record is from RefSeq and is a predicted model, not a curated record. Gene Ontology annotation, molecular function: 1-phosphatidylinositol-3-kinase regulator activity.
ACAGCCAAGUCAUCGGUGCUCACAUCUCUCAAGCUCAGGUAGGGCUGUGGCUUCUGACCAACAAUAACGAACCAGCUUCUGACAGCUCCUGCGGCGGCCUCGUCCAGGAGUGGCCGUGAGAGUUUCAGCCUGGCCAGCUGUCACCUCUGAGUCAAGUGCCGCCUGGCACCGCUGGGGCUGCCCGCACAGCAGCAAACCUGCUCAGCCCCGUUUUGCAAACGAGGACACUGAGGCACGGGGUGUGCUCUGACUUCCAGGGCUCUGCGACCCACCUCCUGGCAUGACCACCUCUGCUGCGUGGUCUGCGGGGAGAGAAGGGGAGGCCCGAAGAGGCCUGGACUCCGGCGAUGCCCCCUCUCCCUUCAGGGGCGAGAAACGGAGGCAGUGACAGCCACUUGAAGGAGGCGGGAAAGCCAGACCCGCGGCGGGGAGUCUGGACUGGCCGGUGCUUCUCGGUCCCCGCGGAAGGCGAUGACUCAGGAUGCAGCCAGCGGCUACGACGUGCACAGAGGACCGCAUCCAGCACGCCCUGGAGCGCUGCCUGCACGGACUCAGCCUCAACCGCCGCCGCUCCACCUCCUGGUCAGCCGGGCUGUGCCUGAACUGCUGGAGCCUGCAGGAGCUGGUCAGCAGGGACCCGGGCCACUUCCUCAUCCUCCUGGAGCAGAUCCUGCAGAAGACACAAGAGGUCCAAGAGAAGGGUUCCUAUGACCUCUUCACGCCCCUGGCCCUGCUCUUCUACUCCACUGUCCUCUGUACACCACACUUCCCGCCGGACUCAGACCUUCUUCUGAAAGCAGCCGGCACCUACCACCGAUUCCUGACCUGGCCCGUUCCCUACUGCAGCAUCAGCCAGGAGCUGCUCACCUUCAUCGACGCUGAGCUCAAGGCCCCAGGAAUCUCCUACCAGCGGCUGGUGAGGGCUGAGCAGGGUCUGCCCCUUCGGAGUCACCGCAGCUCCACUGUCACCGUGCUGCUGCUGAACCCUGUGGAGGUGCAGGCGGAGUUCCUCGCCGUGGCCAACAAGCUGAGCACGCCCGGGCACUCGCCCCAUAGCGCCUACAUCACCCUGCUCCUGCACGCCUUCCAGGCUACCUUCGGGGCCCACUGUGACCUCGCGGGUCUGCACUGCAGGCUGCAGUCCAAGGCCCUGGCCGAGCUCGAGGACGUCUACACGGAGACGGCAGAGGCCCAGGAGCUGGCCUCUGGCAUCGGGGAUGCAGCCGAGGCCCGGCAGUGGCUCAGGACCAAGCUGAAGGCGGUGGGAGAGAAAGCCGGCUUCCCCGAUGUCUUAGAUCCUGCGAACCCAGGCAAGCUCCGCACCAUCCCCAUCCCUGUCGCCAGGUGCUACACCUACAGCUGGAACCAGGACAGCUUUGACGUCCUGAAGGAGAUGCUGCUCAAGGAACAGGAGCUGCUGGAGCCGGGGCUCCUGGGGGACGAGGACGAGGACGAGGACGAGGAUGAAGAGGAGGAGGAGGAAGAGGAAGAGGAGGAGGACUUGGAAACGGAUGGGCAGUGUGCCCAGAGGGACUCACUGUUUUCCACCAGCUCGGAGGCCUCCCGUGACUCCACCCUGUCCCUCGCCUCGUCCCAGGCCUCGGGGGCCACCCUCUCCAGCCAGUUGCUGACCUCCUUUGUCUCGGGCCUGUCGGACGGCAUGGACAGCGGCUACGUGGAGGACAGCGAGGAGAGCUCCCCGGAGUGGCCCAAGAGGCCGGGCGGCCGGGAGCGCCGGGGCUACCGCAGGCCCGGGCAGAAGUUUAACAGGAUCUACAAACUGUUCAAGAGCACCAGCCAGCUGGUGCUGCGGAGGGACUCUCGCGGCCUGGAGGGCAGCCCGGACUCGGCACUCCCCUUCCUGAGCGGGGACGAGGACCCCAAGGCUUCCACCCUCCGCGUGGUGGUCUUCGGCUCCGAUCGGAUCUCGGGGAAGGUAGCCCGGGCCUACAGCAACCUGCGGCUGCUGGAGAGCAAUCGCCCCCUCCUCACCCGGUUCUUCAAGCUGCAGUUCUUCUACGUGCCCAUGAAGCGAAGCCAGGGGGCCUGCUCCAGCGCCUGCCCGGCCCCUCGGAGCCAGACACCGCCCCUCCCCCCCGAGUCCCCGAGGCACCCCCUCCCUGCGGAGCUGGGCGUGGCCCAGUGGGAGGAGAGCACCAACGACAUCUCUCACUACCUCGGCAUGCUCGACCCCUGGUAUGAGCGCAACGUGCUGGGCCUCAUGCACCUGCCCCCCGAGGUCCUGUGCCAGCAGUCCCUGAAGGCCGACUCCCGGCCCCUGGAGGGCUCCCCCAGCCAGCUGCCCAUCCUGGCCGACAUGCUGCUCUAUUACUGCCGCUUCGCUGCACGGCCGGUGCUGCUGCAGGUCUACCAGACAGAGCUGACCUUCAUCACCGGGGAGAAGACCACGGAGAUCUUCAUUCAUUCCCUGGAGCUGGGUCACUCUGCUGCCACGCGAGCCAUCAAGGCUUCAGGUCCUGGCAGCAAGCGGCUGGGCAUUGAUGGGGACCGGGAGGCCGUCCCUCUAACACUACAGAUAAUUUACAGCAAGGGGGCCAUCAGCGGACGAAGUCGCUGGAGUAACAUGGAGAAGGUCUGCACCUCCAUCAACCUCAACAAGGCCUGCCGGAAGCAGGAGGAGCUAGACUCCGGUGUAGAGUCCCUGACGCUAAACCUGACGGAAGUGGUGAAGAGGCAAAACCCCAAAUCCAAGAAGGGCUUUAACCAGAUCAGCACCUCGCAGAUCGAAGUGGACAAGGUACAGAUUAUCGGCUCCAAAAUCUGCCCCUUUGCGGUGUGCCUGGACCAGGAUGAGAGGAAGAUCCUGCAGAGUGUGGUCAGGUGUGAGGUCUCACCUUGCUACAAGCCCGAGAAGAGCAGCCUCGGACCCCAGCCCCAGAGGUCACCCCACUCACCAGCCCAGGCCACGCCCGAUCUCUGCUCCCUCCUCUGCCUGCCCAUCAUGACUUUCAGCGGGGCGCUGCCCUAGCGAGGCCCUGCACCCACCGCCCCGCACCCCACCCACCCGGGACAGAAAGCCCAGAAGCGGCCUCCUCCGAGCCUCUCCAGACGGCCGGCGGUGAGGGUCUCGCUCCUGGUGGAGAACCACAUGGGCCUGCGCCGGGUCCGGGUCCUGCCGUGGGCCUCGCACUGGGCAGGGCAGCGCGUCGGUGGUUUCUGGGGCCCCGGGGCUCUGCUUGGGACGGAAACAGGCUUUAGGGAGAGAGGGGCCUGGCCACACAGCCCCUCAGAUUCCCGAGGUAGAAGGAGAGCUGACCUCUGAGGGCCCCGGCCACCAACAUGCUCCAUACCCUUUCUAGAAGAAAGACCGGAGGCCCUGGUGCUCUGAGGUCUGGGUUAGGCCUCCUCUCCCAACCUGCGGCCCGGCGGGCCCACUCCUUCCUUUGUCAAAGGCCCGGGAAACCCUUUGUGUCCAGAGUUCAGUCCAGAAAUGUGGAUGAGACUUUUCAUUCCUGACCUUCAGACCAGCCCCCAUCUCUGUCCCCCUCUCUCUCCCCAUCUUCCACUCUCUCUAAAAAUCAGUGAAAAAAGAUCCUCAGGUGAGGUAUACUAAAUAAACAAAUAAAUAAAGGCUAGGGCGAUAGGGCGGAGGGCAGGGCCGGGGCCAGGAUUUGAACUGGCGGAGGUGGGGAAGGGAACCAUGCCAGCAGGCAAUUGUAUCCCGCACAGACCCCCUCCUUCCUCUCCUGCUUCAUCCUGAUCCAAAGGUUCUGGGCCUAUAGCAGCCCAGAGGAUUCACAACCGGAGAGACGUGGACAGGGCCAGCUCCUACCCGGAGUCGCCACUCCUCCCGCCCAGCCAGGCUCCAGAGAGUGGUCGGCUCUAUACUGUCAAUAUUAUUUUUUAUUGUGUGUACAAGAUGUCCUACUGUAUGAGCAAGCGUGGCAAUGAAUUGAAUUUAAUAUUAUUGUUAAAUAAAACAUCAAUCUUGUAUUUAA